Messenger RNA from Hevea brasiliensis (rubber tree), 977 nucleotides. RefSeq lists its product as uncharacterized. Bases 22 to 738 code for a protein of 238 amino acids. The transcript is spliced from 2 exons. The record is from RefSeq and is a predicted model, not a curated record. Lineage: Eukaryota; Viridiplantae; Streptophyta; Magnoliopsida; Malpighiales; Euphorbiaceae.
GCCUCAUUAGUCCUUUUAUGGAUGGAAUGCUUUCAACGGAAUAGCUGCUCGUUUCUGGGGAAAGAGGAACACAGCACAGAGAACGUAAGGAUGAAGAAACCCAGGUUCUUGAUUGCAGUUUUGACCUUGCUAUAUUUGGUGGUGCAAGGAAUCCCGUUCGAGAAGCCCCAAUACGAAAUAGUACGCGCUGAAUCAGAAUUCGAGGUCAGAUUAUACGCUCAAUCCACAUGGAUGGCUGCUUCGGUCACUGAAAUCUCUUUCGAAAAGGCAACCUUGGAUGGCUUUCACAGGUUGUUCCAGUUCAUUCAAGGUGCCAAUCUAAAUUGGACUAGGAUUCCAAUGACAGUUCCUGUUGUGACUGGUAUAGUCCUAGGAGCUGGGCCGUUUCAGUCGUCAGCCUACUCUGUUCUAUUUUACUUGCCUGCUGAAUUCCAAGAUGACCCCCCGGUCCCUAUUCCUGAACUGCACCUGAAACCCUUUGCUUGGGACAGUCAUUGUGUUGCUGUGAGAAAAUUCUCAGGAUUUGCAAAUGAUGAUAACAUUGUCCCAGAAGCUAAAAAACUUGCUGACAGUUUGAGCAGGUCUCCAUGGACCAACACAACUUCUGCAGAAAGUAAAUUUGCCUACUCCAUUGCUCAGUAUGAUUCUCCAUUCCAUUUCAUCGGGCGUGUUAAUGAAGUAUGGGCAGAUGUCAAUGCAACUGGGGGUUGUGAAUACAGUAAUAUAGCAACUUACUGAAGCCAUUGUUAAGUCACUGGGUUUGACAGUUGACUAAUGUAUUUGCGUGCCUGAAGAAGCCAGCUAAAGAUAUAUUGCCGUUAAUUAAGUUCCCUCUCUGCGUAUAUAUUGAAGUCUGUUUCUAUGUAAGACCUGAAACGUAUUACCACAUGUAUUUUAGUUCAGCACGUGUAUUAUAAUGUACUUUAAUCCUGGAAAUAAUUUUAUGCACUAUAUAGUAGUUUGAUAAUUUAAAUUAA